UUCAGCGCAUGUGACAAAUACAACUGUAUUUUAUUUUAUAUAUAGUUAUAUAAUACGUCAUUACGUCGCACAACGUCACCACGUGAUCUUUCGUCACUGUUUUGGAAUGGCUUCCUGUAUCUUCUCUUUUCACGCGCUCUAAGAACAUGGAUUACUGUUUAACGCUAUUAAACCCUUUUUUUAAGAACUACCAUAGAAGAGGCAAUACACCAAGAGAAAGAUACAGGGCAAUACAGAAACGGAAAAGAGAAACCUUCAAUACCAACUUAAAAUGUUCUUAUUCCAGUUACCAGAGGUUGUGCUCUACCACAUUAUGUCAUAUUUGGAAUACAAGUCUUUGAGUCGCCUUUCUCAAGUUUGCAAAACAAUUUACCAUUUUGCAAAUCGUGACGCCGUAUGGAGGAAGAUAGCAAAAGAGUUAAUAAACACUGGAAUUACACGACAAGGAGCAGAUGUGUAUCCCCACAUCCCUCUGAAGGACAGAGUGAAGGUAUCUCAGAACUGGUGCCAUGGGAUCUGCAGAAAGGAAGUCAUGCUCAAAUGGAGGAUUAACUUGUUGCCGUGGAUACAGCUAGACGGGGAUGUGCUGUAUCUGUCUCAGGCUGCAGACAUCGGAGCGUACCAUCUGAGGCCGGACACGGGGAAGCUCCAGCGCAGCCCCAUGGCUCUGUUCUCAGGACACCUGGAAGACGUGUGUCGAUUUGCUGUGACUGACACACACCUCGUUAGUGGAGGAAGUGAUGGUAAGAUCCUGGUGCACCACAGGAGGAAUGGGUUCUCAAUGGAGUACUCAGGUCACAACCAGGAAGUGAAUUGCCUGGACUGCAGAGGAGGACUGAUUGUCAGCGGCUCCAGAGACAGAACAGCCCGGAUUUGGACUUUGUCUUCCAACUGCCCCAGAGACACGAUCCCUAUGAACGACAGGGUGUGGUCUGUGGCUAUUAGUCCCACACAGAGCUCCUUCGUGACUGGCACAGCCUGCUGUGCGAACUUCUCUCCUCUGCGGAUCUGGGAUGUUGAAAGGUGUGAGCUGCUGUGUUGUCUGGGUUCAGAGUUCCGUCGGGGUGCAGGUGUGUUGGAUAUAGUCUAUGAGUCGCCUGUCCAGCUGCUCACCUGUGGCUAUGACACCUACAUCCGCUCCUGGGACCUUCGCCUCAGCCCCAGGAAGUGUGUCAUGGAGUGGGAGGAGCCUCACGACAGUGCCCUCUACUGCAUCCAGACGGAUGGGAAUCACAUGAUUGCCAGUGGCUCCUCUUACUAUGGCGUCAUACGGACGUGGGAUAAGCGGCAAACCCGCUGCUUAGAGAUGUUCCAGCUGUCCUCUGCUGUGAGUAGCCCAGUGUACUGCCUGCGUUUCAACACCUCUCACCUGUACGCUGCCCUCGCCACAGCACUGCACUCUCUUGACUUCAAACAGGGCCCCCGGCCUCGCAGAUAACGCCCACUCCCACAGACAGCUGUUAGGAUUUAAAACAAUAAAUUCUAUGUUUUUGACAGUAAAUGGCUUCAUUCUCUGUAAUAACUGGAACUCUGAAGCUAGAAAGACCGUUGGGAAUGUCCAUGCAUGAAAUAUCAAAUAUGGGGAUACGCCACACUGAUACCAACAUAUUAACCUCUGCCAGGGCAACACAUAUCCUGGACUAGAGGGCAUGCAAUAACCUGUUGUUACAGAACUAAUCCAGUGGCCUGGAGGCCCACAGACACACACAAACAGGCUAAAGCCCUAACCUAGAUAAGUCUUCCAUUGAAGAACACACAGGGAGGUGUUUCCACCUUACACUUUGAGUGGCUGUGGGUUCUGUCAUUUGCUUUGAGGGGAUAAAACCAUAUUAGCCACUGACAGUAACAUAGAAACGCCGUGUUUAGGCUUCCAUUCAUUUGACCUCAACACCUGUGAUCAAUCAGUUUUAUGGAUUGAAGUGUUUGAGCUUAGAAAAUCCACAUCUUAUAAUGUAAGGAUUCAUUUGAUGGACAGAUGUCAAAUAUACACACAUCUGGCAUAUCAAAGUUCUAGAAGCAUAUCCAAACCCCACGUACACCUGGCGGUGUGUCAGUCAUAGAUAGUUCAAAUUAGACUCAUUUCUGUCUUCGGAUUCGUUUGGUCAGUGGGGAGAGAUAGUUUGGGGGUUUAUUCUGUGUUGUGCUUGGGUGGGAGGGUGAUUUGGAGAUUGGGGUGUGUGCAUUUGGCGGGGUUCCACAGUGAAUUCCCGGAGACCCUCCCUGCUGGCCAUUAAUGGCAUAUAUUAGAUCAUAUGCAAGGUGGGGCAGUCCAUUAGCUUAUAUCACAGUAGCAGAAAAGAGGAAUGGCCAUGCUGCGGACAGACAUUGCACAACCAUGCAGGAGAUGUGGCCCCCAGAGACGGCAGAGUUGAAUUAAUCAUAACUACCCAGGGAAGGGGCCCCACAGAAGUUGUUCAGUAGUGUGGCCAGUGUUUUGUUAUCUGUAACUCAGUGGACUGAAACACUGCGUGAAAGGGCUAGAUACACUGGUUUUGCACUGAUGAUAAUGAGGAUUUGAUAGUUUACAAUGUCGUCCUUCCCCUAUUGUGUGGCUUGGUAUGAAAUGCCUGACCGUGUGAGGAAGCACACACAUACACACACACAGAGGAUGCCCCAGACGGAAGAGCCUUUAGGCCACACUACUUGGUACCCACGAUGCAGUGCUGUUGUCUGAGGUUCCGUCACAAACUCAACACAGUGACUCACCCAACCCCACCACCCACCUACCCCACUCUCAGGAAGAGGCUGAAAUGAAGACCCCCUGGUGGGACAGAAGUGGUGGAGAAGGGGCUGGGCUGAGGGUCACACGAAGGGUAUUUGUGGUAUCCCUCAUCACACCUAAAGAGCCCACACACACCAAUACGCACAACACACUCACCUAGCUACACUUGCACAAACCAUGGGCUCACAUACAGACUCAAUAGUGAGUGAUGUAUGCCUUGCCUAUGCCUGCCCCUCUCCCUCAGUAGUGUCAGUUUGGUGGGAAUGGAUGAGGAGGAGUGGGUGCAGAGGGCACCUGUGCAAACCUCUCUCAGUCACAGGUGAUGGGAGCUUAGCAGGGAGACAAAGGAUUUCACCUCACUCAACUCUGCCACACUGCCUUAAUUUCUGUGACAUCAUAUUCAGUUACAUCAUGAUUUAGAAAGCUACUGUUGUACAAGUUGUACCACUGUAAUUUACAUCUAAACAAUGUGAUUCCUGUUUCAGAAAUGUAUAUAACAACUUGUCCAUUGACAGAAAUGAUUAAAUCCAUGGUUAUUUGUUA
Messenger RNA from Oncorhynchus mykiss (rainbow trout), 3265 nucleotides. It is a transcript of the gene fbxw4, whose product is annotated as F-box and WD repeat domain containing 4. Gene Ontology annotation, biological process: SCF-dependent proteasomal ubiquitin-dependent protein catabolic process. The record is from RefSeq and is a predicted model, not a curated record. Lineage: Eukaryota; Metazoa; Chordata; Actinopteri; Salmoniformes; Salmonidae. Gene Ontology annotation, cellular component: SCF ubiquitin ligase complex. Gene Ontology annotation, molecular function: protein binding.